GCGCAUGUUUUCUCUCUGCUCGCGUCUGUGUGCUGGGGGGAUGGGGUCGUGUCGAGGAUGAGAGACUCCAAAUAUUUAUCUCUUGGCUAACUGAAUAUCUAUAUUUCCGAGCCGUGGACCGUUCCUCGCCGUUGGACGCAGAAACCGGUUCGGCUUCGUAUGAGGCUCGGUGGAGUUUGCCCUCUCUAAAGUGGAGUAUCCGAGCGUCCACGAUCCGUUCAAAAAGUCGACAAAAUGUAUUCUGCUGGAGCUGCAGAGAUUGUGGAGGCACCCCGUUCCUCUGGAUCAAUGAGCUCUGAUCCACCAUCUUCCCCGUUGCCAGAAUAUGUGUUCAAGCCACCAUCGAGGCCAGAUUUUGGCACCAUGGGCAGGGCAAUCAAGCUCCAGGCCAACUUUUUUGAAAUGGAAAUUCCCCAAUUGGAGGUCUAUCACUAUGAUAUUGACAUUAAGCCGGAGAAAUGUCCCAGGAGGGUUAAUCGUGAAAUCGUGGAGCACAUGGUCCAGCACUUUAAAACACAGAUCUUUGGUGAUCGAAAGCCGGUGUAUGACGGAAGGAAGAACCUCUACACUGCCAUGCCUUUGCCCAUAGGCCGAGACAAAGUGGAGCUUGAAGUGACGAUUCCAGGUGAAGGCAAAGACCGCAGCUUCAAGGUGUCCAUCAAAUGGGUGUCCUGCGUUAGCCUCCAAGCGCUCCACGAGGCGCUCUCAGGACGGCUACCGAGCGUUCCCUUUGAAACCAUUCAAGCUUUGGAUGUGGUCAUGAGGCAUUUACCGUCUAUGAGGUAUACCCCAGUGGGGCGCUCUUUCUUCACGCCCUCAGAGGGGUGCUCCAACCCUCUCGGCGGUGGCCGGGAGGUGUGGUUCGGUUUCCAUCAGUCCGUCAGGCCCUCGCUCUGGAAAAUGAUGCUCAACAUCGAUGUUUCCGCCACUGCUUUCUACAAGGCCCAGCCUGUGAUUGAAUUCAUGUGUGAAGUUCUGGAUUUUAAAAGCAUCGAGGAGCAACAGAAGCCUUUAACAGACUCUCAGCGAGUCAAGUUUACAAAAGAAAUCAAAGGCCUCAAAGUUGAGAUAACCCACUGUGGGCAGAUGAAGAGAAAGUACAGAGUUUGCAACGUGACCAGAAGACCAGCGAGCCAUCAGACGUUCCCCUUGCAGCAGGAGAACGGGCAAACCAUCGAAUGCACAGUAGCACAGUACUUCAAAGACAAGUACAAACUCAUCCUGCGAUACCCUCAUCUCCCGUGUUUACAGGUGGGACAGGAGCAGAAGCACACCUACCUCCCUCUAGAGGUGUGUAACAUAGUGGCGGGCCAGCGCUGCAUCAAAAAGCUGACCGACAAUCAAACCUCCACGAUGAUCCGCGCCACCGCCAGGUCGGCACCGGACCGCCAGGAUGAAAUCAGUAAACUGAUGAGAAGUGCCAACUUCAACACUGACCCUUACGUCCGGGAGUUUGGAGUGAUGGUGAGGGACGAGAUGACGGAGGUGAACGGCCGCGUCCUGCAGGCGCCGUCCAUCCUUUAUGGCGGCAGGAACAAAGCGAUAGCGACCCCGAUCCAGGGAGUGUGGGACAUGAGGAACAAGCAGUUCCACACCGGCAUCGAGAUCAAAGUGUGGGCCAUCGCCUGCUUCGCGCCGCAGAGGCAGUGCACCGAACUUCUGCUCAAAGCGUUCACGGAUCAGCUGAGGAAGAUCUCUCGAGACGCGGGGAUGCCCAUCCAGGGCCAGCCUUGUUUCUGCAAGUACGCCCAGGGGGCGGACAGCGUGGAGCCCAUGUUCAGGCACCUCAAGUACACCUACCAGGGCCUGCAGCUGGUGGUGGUCAUCCUCCCUGGAAAGACUCCAGUUUAUGCUGAGGUGAAGCGGGUUGGGGACACCGUACUCGGAAUGGCCACGCAAUGUGUCCAGGUGAAGAAUGUCCAGAAGACAACGCCUCAGACGUUGUCCAACCUCUGUCUGAAGAUCAACGUCAAGCUCGGUGGCGUCAACAACAUCCUGCUGCCGCAGGGCAGGCCGCUGGUGUUCCAACAGCCUGUGAUCUUCCUCGGUUCAGAUGUGACCCAUCCGCCAGCGGGGGAUGGAAAGAAACCCUCCAUCGCCGCUGUGGUCGGUAGCAUGGAUGCCCACCCCAGCCGAUACUGCGCCACGGUGCGGGUGCAGCAGCACCGUCAGGACAUCAUCCAGGACCUGGCCAACAUGGUGCGAGAGCUUCUUAUCCAGUUCUACAAGUCCACUCGCUUCAAGCCCACCAGAAUCAUCUACUACCGAGACGGCAUUUCUGAGGGCCAGUUUAGCCAGGUCCUUCAGCACGAGCUGCUGGCGAUCCGCGAGGCUUGCAUCAAACUAGAGAAGGAUUACCAACCCGGUAUCACCUUCGUGGUCGUACAGAAGAGGCACCACACAAGGCUGUUCUGUGUGGACAGAAACGAAAGGGUCGGAAAGAGUGGCAACAUUCCUGCCGGGACCACGGUGGACACCAAAAUCACUCACCCGUCGGAGUUUGACUUCUAUCUGUGCAGUCAUGCGGGCAUUCAGGGAACUAGCAGACCGUCUCACUACCACGUGCUCUGGGAUGACAACCACUUCUCGUCGGACGAGCUGCAGGUCCUCACCUACCAGCUUUGCCACACCUACGUGCGCUGCACCCGGUCCGUUUCCAUCCCAGCACCGGCCUACUACGCCCACCUAGUGGCUUUCCGGGCUCGCUAUCACUUGGUAGACAAAGAGCACGACAGUGCCGAGGGCAGCCAUACGUCAGGCCAGAGCAACGGGCGGGACCAUCAGGCGUUGGCCAAGGCUGUUCAGAUCCACCAGGACACCCUGCGCACCAUGUACUUUGCCUGACAGCAGAGAGCCCGGAUGGGUGUGGGUGAAACCCCACUAAUGAAUCAAGCAACAACCCCCCCAGCUGUCUGUGAGCUGCAAACUCCACCACAGGGCUUCACAUCCGUUCUCUAGCUGGUGAUAACUUGACGAUAUGUCUACAGUUCUCCCCUUGAUCCCGCCUAAAUUAAGCCAUCUAGCUGAAAAAUGGCUAAUUUAGCUGGAAAUUUGAUGGAUGCAUUUGAUCUUUAUUUAUUUUUAAUUUUUGUUAAGCAUAAAGGAACUUUUUUUUUUUUUUUAACUCCAGUCUGAAAAAAAAAAAGAAAAGGAAAUGGUCAAAUUUGCACACCAAAAAAACCCGGAUAGUUUCUAAAAGAAAGUGGGCUGUUACAUUAUACACCAGGUUUUUUUUGUUUUUUUUUCCCCUCUAACCUGGAAAAAGUUUCCUACGUCCGAUUUUUGUUUGUGCUCGAGCGGAUCCUGGUGCUUAAACAGAGAAUCAAAAGAUUCGCAGGCUCACUUACUGUUUAUAUGCCUAAACGUUUUAAAUCAAACAUUAUUAGCCAAUCAAAGCAAAGUGCACUGACCAGGAUGGGUACUUCAAGAAGGACAAAAGUACUUAAUAUAUUAUGAAUAAUUUUUAUAUUUCUUUCCUUCAACAUAGGUCAUUAUUUGAUUUUUUUUUUUUUUAAGUGCCAUU
Molecule: messenger RNA, 3523 nt
Organism: Fundulus heteroclitus (mummichog)
Lineage: Eukaryota; Metazoa; Chordata; Actinopteri; Cyprinodontiformes; Fundulidae
Gene: ago2
Product: argonaute RISC catalytic component 2
Exons: 20
Coding region: 235-2844 (869 amino acids)
Biological process (GO): regulation of DNA-templated transcription; regulatory ncRNA-mediated gene silencing
Cellular component (GO): RISC complex
Molecular function (GO): RNA binding; protein binding; endoribonuclease activity, cleaving siRNA-paired mRNA
Source: RefSeq, a predicted model, not a curated record